AUGACAAAUACAUUUGAACCGAGCACAUCUGUAACAGAUUCUAUUUGUCGAGCUAUUAAAUCUCAAUUUGAUAUUGAUGCGGUGGAAUCAAAAUCUUUAUCAAUAAUCAGAUGUAAUCAAGGAUGCAGUUGCAACGUAUUUGAAAUUCAAGUAGAUCCAGGGAAAACAAGUUUUAUUGCUAAAUUCCCACGUGAUGACGAUGCUAAACACGGAUUAAAUUUAGAAAUGUCGUUAUUAAAGUACUUGAAUGAACUGAGUAAUUUGGCUCCAUUACCAUUUCAAAUUCCUCAACUUAAAUUACAUUAUCACACGUCAGAAAUUCCAUUUUCUCUACAUAAAAAAGUCCCUGGAUCACAUUUAACAACAGAAGAAUAUGAAAACUUGAACGAAUUGGCUAAAAACAAUUUAGCUUUGAAAAUCGCAAAAUUUUAUCAACAAUUACAUUUGAUUCCUAUUAGUAAGGUUGAAGCAAUAUUUGUUGAUUUGGAAGUUCGGGAAUUAUUAUCACCAUAUAAUGAUAUACUAAUUGAAUCCACAAUUAAGAAAAACCGUAAACUAUUGAAUGAGAAAUAUCAAUUUACAGAUGAAAAUAUUAAUUUAAUCUAUUUUGCUUUAAAAGAAUAUCGUCGAGUAAUUUCUGAACUUGAUACUGCUAAUAGAAUAUUAGGACAUUUUGAUGUACAUGGAGAAAAUCUUGGUUUUGAUCAUAAUCGCGAGGAAUUAAUUGGUAUAUUCGAUUUUGCCGAUUGUGGGAUUGGAGAUUUUCAUUUGGAAAUGCAUACUUCAAGUUGGAUUUCUAUUGAUUUAUCUAGAAGAAUUAUUAACUUUUAUCAACAAUUAACAAAUAAACAAGUGAAUCGAACUAAAGUUCAUUUAUUUACAUUAAUGUGUCGAUUAGAUGACUAUGCAACUUUAAUGGAUCGCAUUGAAAAUGGAAGAGAAAGUUGUACAGAAGCCGAAAUUAAAAUUGUAUUUGAACGUAUUCCACAAUGGAUAGAAAUUCUUAAAAAGUAUGAUAUCGAUUUGAAAGAAAGCUAG
Messenger RNA from Didymodactylos carnosus, 1038 nucleotides. The record is from the annotation of a GenBank genome assembly. Lineage: Eukaryota; Metazoa; Rotifera; Eurotatoria; Philodinida; Philodinidae.